This is a messenger RNA of Arabidopsis lyrata subsp. lyrata, 1132 nucleotides long. RefSeq lists its product as uncharacterized. The coding region runs from base 316 to 960 and encodes 214 amino acids. Gene Ontology annotation, molecular function: cysteine-type peptidase activity. The record is from RefSeq and is a predicted model, not a curated record. Lineage: Eukaryota; Viridiplantae; Streptophyta; Magnoliopsida; Brassicales; Brassicaceae. Gene Ontology annotation, biological process: proteolysis. The transcript has 3 exons.
CUCUGGUUGUUUGAGACUAGCAUAAUUAGUUUACUUGUUUAUGACCUGUUUAAUUUUUAAAAGGUUGGUGGUUCUUCCUCUGCGAGUAAGGCAUCCAAUCAGUCGGGAGCAUCAGGAGGUAGUAUUGAUGGAGAGGGUGGUACUGUUUCUGAGGUGGUGGUUGAUUCCGAUGGUUGUCCGAGCUCUGAGAAGUUCAAAAAACUACUCGAGCUACUUGAGCCCAGAUUUGAUUUUGAGUAUGAUGGAGGGCUUGUUUUGAAGGAAACUGAGUUGCGGCUAGUCGCUAGUAGCAUUCCACCUGAAAAUCCGCAGGUCAUGGACGCGUGUGUCACUGUUAUGAGGGAAUCUAUUUUCAUUAACACUGAUCCUGCCUCCGUCCCCAGAGCUGAUAUGCUGACUAGCCAGUUCCAUGGUUCACUUGCUGUUAUGUACUCUAAGUUCAAGAAGGUUAGGCGCAAGGAGAGUUUUGAUUUUGAUGCUGAUCUAUUGAGCUCUAUAACUAGCAGAUUUAACAGCACUGGAAGGCAGUGGUUGGUCAACAUUGAUUACCUGUACUCUCCCUUCAACAUUGACAAGAACCGCUGGAUUGCUGUUAUGGUGGACAUGCCCUCUCACUCCCUAACUGUUUUUGACUCUACUGCGAAUGUUCGUCGUUGCUCUAGACUUAAACCUGAGCUUGAGUUUUUGUGUGAGAUGUUUCCAUAUUUGGUUCGUAAGGUUGGUGCGAAUGAUGUUAUGCUCAACUAUCCUCUGACUCCUUUGUCCUUCACUCGCCACACGCGUGUCACCCAAGCCUCAGACCGUGCGAACACUGGUAUGCUCUCCCUUCUUUUCAUGGAGGCCCAUGCAGUUGGAGGUUUUGAGAAAGUUUGUCAAGUUUCUGAGUCCGGUAUUCGUCACCGUGCCGAGCAGUUAGCCGUUCAGUUGUACGAGCAUUGUUGUGGUGACAUUGAAGUUUGAAGUGAGCCUGUCUCUAUUUCCAUCUAUUUUAGUUUUAUGUUGAACAAUUUGCGCUCUCCGGCUUAUCUUUUGAAUUUUUAGUUUGUACUAAUAACUCUUAUGCUUUUGCGGAUUCUAUUUCUGUUUGAACCUUUAGUCUACUUAACCAUCGUUUCUAAUAUAUAGUAAUUGU